GACCUUUGACUCUCUCAUUGGUCAAACCUGACUGUAUUUAUAUGCGUUAUUGUGUGAUAAAGUUUCGACCUUUGACUUGACAAGUUGGCUUUAAGGAGAGAGAUGCGUAGAUCAGCGAGUGGUUCUAGAGUUUCUGAUCAUUUUCCGGCGAAGUCACCGCCUCGAUCUCAGAGUGUUACUGCUAUGGAAGAUGAUGUGGAGCUGCUUUUGCCUAGGUACGAUCCGAAUUCUCAAGCGGGGAAGAGAGAGAAAUCAAGAUUCAGAUUUGCAGAAAACGUCAUCCAUUUGAUUCCUCUCAUCCUUCUUCUCUGUGUCGUAAUCCUCUGGCUCUUCUCUCAUUCAGCAGCGUUAAGGAGUUGAGUUCAAGAAGCUAAACAUGUUGUCUUGUCUCCAUGUGAACUCUUAUUCAGUUUUGGGAAAGGAAACAACUUUUUACUCCCGGUGAUUUUGUGCCGCAUACCAUACGUAACUCUUGCAAUUUGUUUGUUCUUUACACAACACAUAACGCUGCAAUUUUUUUUUUUUUUUUAUAACGCUGCAAUUUGUUUGUUCUUAGUAUUGAAAAAGUAAAGAUCUAUAUGUAACUCUCGUUUUCAUGAAAUGUAUGCUUAAUAUUUCACUAUACAUUUUUGAUUAAGCA
Messenger RNA from Arabidopsis lyrata subsp. lyrata, 640 nucleotides. RefSeq lists its product as uncharacterized. The transcript is spliced from 2 exons. Lineage: Eukaryota; Viridiplantae; Streptophyta; Magnoliopsida; Brassicales; Brassicaceae. The record is from RefSeq and is a predicted model, not a curated record. Bases 103 to 360 code for a protein of 85 amino acids.